CCUCCCGCCGCCGGGACUGGGUCUUCCCGGGCUCGGCAGCUGGUCUCCGUUUCUUCGCGCUUUUCGGCGUUCUCGCACGCCAGCGCCCUCCGGCUCCCGCCCGGCCCUCUCCCGGUCAGCCCGGCGGCGGGCCCAUGGCGUGGCGGCGGCGGCGGCCCGAGGCCCGCGGCGGGGCCCGCGGCGCGCUGGCGCUGCUAGCGCUGGCCCUGUGCGCGCCCGGGGCCCGGGGCCGGGCGCUCGAGUGGUACUCGGCCGUGGUGAGCACCGAGUACGUGGACCCGCAGACCAACCGGAGCGUGCGGAGCGUCUCGGAGAGCGGCCGCUUCGGCGAGAGCUCGCCCAAGGAGGGCGCGCGGGGCCUGGUGGGCGUCCCGCGCGCCGAGGACCGCGAUCCCGAGGGCUGCGCGCCCCGCACGCGCUUCCUCGUGCCCGGCGGCCGGGGGGCCGCGCCCUGGGUCGCGCUGGUGGCGCGCGGGGGCUGCACCUUCAAGGACAAGGUGUUGGCGGCGGCGCGGCGGAACGCCUCGGCCGUGGUCCUGUACAACGAGGAGCGCCACGGGAACCUCACCGCGCCCAUGUCCCACGCGGGAACAGGAAAUAUAGUAGUCAUUAUGGUUAGCUACCCAAAAGGAAGAGAAAUUGUGGAUCUGGUGCAGAAAGACAUUCCGGUCACAAUGACCAUAGGGCUCGGCACCCGGCACGUACAGGAGUUCAUCAGCGGUCAGUCCGUGGUGUUUGUGGCCAUCGCCUUCAUCACCAUGAUGAUUAUCUCAUUAGCCUGGCUAAUAUUUUACUAUAUACAGCGCUUCCUAUACACUGGCUCACAGUUUGGAAGUCAGAGCCAUAGAAAAGAAACAAAGAAACUUAUUGGGCAGCUUCCUCUUCAUACUGUAAAGCAUGGAGAAAAGGGAAUUGAUGUUGAUGCUGAAAGUUGUGCAGUGUGUAUUGAAAAUUUUAAAGGAAAGGAUGUCAUCAGAAUCCUGCCAUGCAAGCAUAUUUUUCAUAGAAUAUGCAUUGACCCAUGGCUUUUGGAUCACCGAACGUGUCCAAUGUGUAAACUUGAUGUCAUCAAAGCCCUGGGAUAUUGGGGAGAGCUUGAGGACGCGCAGGAGACGCCCGCCCCAGAAGCUCCCCCUGGGGGCGUUUCGACUGCAGAUCUGAGUCUUACUUUACCAGAUGGUGACAGAAGUGACUCGGGCAGCUCAGCACUGCCCACCACCAGCGACUCCACGCCGCCUUGCGAGGCCAGUUUUAAAGAGGAUGCAGGUGAAAACACGGCCUUGCUGGAGACAAGCAGGAGUGACCCUCAGCGUGAAGGACCUGUCUCCUAGCGUAUAACCUGCCGGCAGUGUCACAGACAGAGCCUGGGCUUGAAUUAAAGGACAUUUUAUUUUUUUUACUUUAGCACAUAGUUUGUAUAUGUGAAAAUAAUGUACAUUCUUUUACCUUUCAGGUUCUGAUUUGAUGUACAAAGGGCUAAGAUACUUUAUUCUUAAAGAGAAUUUUUGAUUAGUCUUCAUAUAUUUAUCUACUAAAAUGUAUCAUAAGAUUCUUUCUUCUUAAGGAUGUUUCUAGACUAAGCACAUUGAAUUCAGACUAGUUGAAAUGGAGUUGUGUGAUUAUAUUCAGUAACUGAUCACAUGAGUUUCCCUGGAGGAAAGACUUUUUUAGAACAUUAAACUUGUAAAUGUGAUGAGAGAAAUCGAUCGCUUCCUUGCACCUCUGUACUAUAGAGAGAUUUCCAAACCUUAGAGCACUUUCAUUGUUGUUUUUUAUUUGGAGUUAUGGGAAAGGCACUGGUUGACUUUAGGAUUUGCAUUUCUCCCUUUCAUUACCUAAUUUCUUCUAACAACCUUGAUGGGGAGGGAAGUUUUGUCCAUUUUUUUCUAUACAAAUAAAAAAAGCUACGAUUCUGUAUUGCGCACAAGCAUGAAGUUCUUCAUUGCUUGUUAAAGAAAUGGAGUAGACAGACUCUGAUGGACUCUGAUACGGCGUUUUUGGGGGUAAAUGAUGAAUAUACUGAUUCCAACUGCAGUUUAAUCUUUACAAUUAUAAAGGGCGGUAGAUGGGGACUUUUCAUUGCUGUUGUAACAAAAUAAACAAGUAACC
Messenger RNA from Eubalaena glacialis (North Atlantic right whale), 2109 nucleotides. RefSeq names its product ring finger protein 149 (gene RNF149). The transcript is spliced from 7 exons. The record is from RefSeq and is a predicted model, not a curated record. Lineage: Eukaryota; Metazoa; Chordata; Mammalia; Artiodactyla; Balaenidae. Bases 135 to 1331 code for a protein of 398 amino acids.